Knipowitschia caucasica is the source of this 696-nucleotide messenger RNA. The record is from the annotation of a GenBank genome assembly. NCBI's taxonomy places the organism in Eukaryota, Metazoa, Chordata, Actinopteri, Gobiiformes, Gobiidae.
AUGACUCCCAAGGUGUGCCAUAAAUGUCACGAAGUCUUCCAGGGCAACGACACCAAGCAUCACUGCAGGGCCUGUGGGGAGGGCUUCUGUGAUGGCUGCUCUUCCAAAGCAGCCCCAGUCCCAGAGAGAGGCUGGGGCCUGGCUCCGGUCCGAGUCUGUGAUGUCUGCUAUGAUCAGAGAGAUUCAUUUGCAGAACUGCAAGACACCGAUAUUGCGUUACAUUGUAGCAAAAUGGCGGCUGUCAUUCAGAAUCCACUAAAAGCACUUGGCGACCAGUUCUAUAAAGACGCCAUUGAGCAGUGCCGCAGCUACAAUGCCCGCCUGUGCGCCGAGCGCAGCGUCCGUCUUCCAUUCCUCGACUCUCAAACCGGGGUGGCCCAGAACAACUGCUACAUCUGGAUGGAGCGCCAUCACCGGAACCCUGGUCCAAAGGGUCAAGCUGGAGCAAACAUUCCCAACGACUUCUGUACGAAAUGCCACGGCUCAAAGAAAACCGGUAAAUCUGGCUCCCCCUGCACGGCCUGUCAGCGCAUAGCUGACUGCGGAGUGGAGAAAGAGGACGGGCCGAUGGCCGGAGCGGAGGAGCUGUUCGGAACCACCUCUGAGAGCGACACGUCCACUUUUCACGGCUUUGAGGACGAGGACCUGGAAGAGGCUGCAGCCAACGGCAACGGCAUCUCUAGCCGCCACAGAUAG